This is a messenger RNA of Gracilinanus agilis (Agile Gracile Mouse Opossum), 1062 nucleotides long. RefSeq names its product mortality factor 4-like protein 1. Gene Ontology annotation, biological process: regulation of DNA-templated transcription; chromatin organization. Bases 1 to 1062 code for a protein of 353 amino acids. The transcript has 2 exons. Lineage: Eukaryota; Metazoa; Chordata; Mammalia; Didelphimorphia; Didelphidae. Gene Ontology annotation, cellular component: NuA4 histone acetyltransferase complex; nucleus. The record is from RefSeq and is a predicted model, not a curated record.
AUGGCUCCGAAGCAGGCCCCAAAGCCCGAGUUCCAGGAGGGCGAGCGCGUGCUGUGCUUCCACGGGCCACUGCUAUAUGAGGCCAAAUGCCUGAAGGUGGCCCGGGAGGACAAGCAGGUACGCUAUUUGAUCCACUACAGUGGCUGGAACAAGAACUGGGAUGAGUGGGUGCCUGAGAGCCGCGUGCUCAAGUACUCGGAGGCCAACCUGCAGAGGCAGCGCGAGCUGCAGCGCGCCAACCAGGAGCAGCAGGCAGCCGAAGGCCGUGGGGCGCGGGGGGCUGCCCCGGGCCGCAGGGGCGCUAGCGCGCUGCAGCAGAAGAACGUGGACCGCAAGACCCGCAAGGGCAAGCAGAAGGCGGCAGCCACUGCCGGGGGUGAGGGCGGCCCUGGCACAAGCAGCAGCGGAGCAGCGGUGGGGGGCAGGGAGACUCCCCAGCCUCUGCCCAGGAGACGUGGCCGUGGGGAUCCAGGCCGCAGUGAUGGCCCCAGGGGUGCCGCCGCAGCCUCCUCAACCCGCUCUGAGCUCCAAGUACAGAUCCCCGCUGAACUAAAACCACUGCUUGUGCAAGAUUGGGAGCUGGUGACCAAGCAGGGCCGCCUCGUGGCGCUCCCAGCCGCCAAGAGCGUGGACUCCAUCCUGGAGGACUACGUGCGCCAUAGGAAGGCCCACGGCGGCACCGGAGACCAUCUGGAGUACGCAGCCGACGAGGUGGCUGGCGGCAUCCGUGCCUAUUUCAACGUCAUGCUAGGCCCCCAGCUGCUGUAUGAGCGCGAGCGCCCACAGCACAACCGUGUCCUAGCCGCGCACCCCGAUGUGCCUAUGUCUGGCCUCUAUGGCGCCCCACAUCUGCUGCGCCUAUUUGUGCGCAUCGGAGCCGCCCUCUCUUACACGCCCUUCGAUGACAAGAGCCUGGCACUGCUCUUUGGCUACCUGCAGGACUUCCUGCGUUAUCUGGCCAGCGAUCCUUCAGCCUUCUUCGAUGUCUCCGACUACAAGGAGGCCCCCGAGGCCGGUCAGAAGGCUGCCCGAGCCACGGAGGCCGCCCAAAAGGCAGCCUGA